Molecule: messenger RNA, 1566 nt
Organism: Plenodomus lingam JN3
Lineage: Eukaryota; Fungi; Ascomycota; Dothideomycetes; Pleosporales; Leptosphaeriaceae
Source: RefSeq, a predicted model, not a curated record
AUGAAGAUUACUUCUCAACUUCUCAUCGCCGCUUUGGCUUCCUAUUCCGCCGGUGCUUCAGUCGAUGUCAACAAACGUGAGACUUCCCUGACUGUGGAGCUCUCUGCCGCUGGCAACUCGGAGGUCAAGGUCAAGGUCACCAACACUGGUGCUAAGGCCGUCAACCUUCUCAGCAAGGGUACCUUCCUUGAUGAAGAACUGCCUGUUGAGAAGGUUUCUAUCUACUCGAAGGGAGGCAGCGAACAGGUCCCAUUUGAGGGCAUCAAGGUCCGCCUCUUAACCACAGGCCUAAGUAAGGAUGACUUUGUCACUCUUGCCGCGGGAGAAACCAAGGAGACCACGAUCGAGACAGCAGCACUCCACUCCCUGAACAAUGGCGGUGACUUCGAAGUAUUUGCCAAGGGUCUUUUGCCCUUUGCCGCGGAGGGCUCCACUAAGCUUUCAGGCUCCCUAAACUACGAGUCUAACAAGCUCACGAUGUCUGUGGAUGGAGCUUUAGCAGCUACCGUUCGGAAGGCGCUUGACAAACGCACAGUCAUCGGCUCGAGUUGUACUGGCUCUAAGCUCACCACUAUCCGCACUGCUCUGUCUAAUUGCGCCAGACUUGCUUCGUCCGCUGCUUCUGCUGCUUCUGCCGGUACUAAGCUAAACACAUACUUCAAGUCUACCACGUCUUCCACCAGGAACACCGUCUCGAAUCGGCUUACCGCAGUCUCAUCCGACUGUGGUGGGACAGGAUCAAAGACCACGACAAAUUGCAACGAUCCAUAUGGAGGCUGUUCCUCUAACGUACUUGCGUACACCGUCCCUUCGCAGAAUUUCAUCACAUACUGCCCCCUCUUCUUCAACGAGUUGCCCGCUCUCACUAGCACCUGUCACGGUCAGGAUCAAGCGACCACUGUCCUCCACGAGGAGACUCACGCCCCUGGUGUCUAUAGCCCGGGUACUGACGACUUGGGCUACGGAUACGCUGCUGCCACUGCUUUGUCUACAAGUCAGGCCCUUAACAACGCCGAUUCUUUUGCUCUUUAUGCCAACGCGACGAUGAAAUCAACACACACGGACUUGAUUGCUGUGCGCACGAACUCUGAAGACGAUGAGCAAGCGAGCAAUGAAAUGUUCAGAAUGCAAGAUUGCGGGGAUAAAAAAUCCAAUAUCAUCAAACCGCGCCGAUGGAUGAGCAGACCUUCUACAUGGAGUUUUGGACGAUCAAUGAGGCCCUUUCCAUGGCGAACAACUAUCAUCGUACUCUCCCUUCCCCUCUCUCUGAGUCUCAUUGUCACCCUCGCCGCCGCCGCAGAAAUGGUAUCCCAGCAAUACAUCCUCGGCCGCAACUGCUACCCAAAUGGCAUGUGGAAAGAGCAAGCCGGCGCAACAUGGCGCAUCAUGGAUUCCUCCUACUUCUUUACGCCCAACCUCAGCUUUGGAACUUUCACCUUCACGCAAGUCAAAGUCGUCGACGUGGCCUGGGAUCUCAUCAUUGGACGAGGCGGACAAAUGCUCCUCGCUUGGGUCAAUUACCGCGUUUUUAAUGAGUGGCUGGUAUACCACAUUAUUACGGUUUAA